Messenger RNA from Synchiropus splendidus (mandarinfish), 1759 nucleotides. RefSeq names its product keratin, type II cytoskeletal 8-like. The coding region runs from base 62 to 1705 and encodes 547 amino acids. The record is from RefSeq and is a predicted model, not a curated record. Lineage: Eukaryota; Metazoa; Chordata; Actinopteri; Syngnathiformes; Callionymidae. Gene Ontology annotation, cellular component: keratin filament. Gene Ontology annotation, biological process: keratinization; intermediate filament organization. The transcript has 9 exons. Gene Ontology annotation, molecular function: structural constituent of skin epidermis.
UCCAGAGUCACUCUACCCUCCUCACAUCCCAUCAAAGCUGCAGACGACGACAACACUGACAAUGUCUGUGAGAGCCUUGAAGACCACCACCUUCUCCACGUCCUCAUCUUCCAGGGGUCCAUCCCAAGGCUUCAGCAGCCGCUCCUUCUCCGGCUAUGGUAACCGAGGCAUGGCCGGGGGCCGGCAGAACUACGCUGUCCGCAGCUCCUAUGGUGGAGUGGGCAGCAGCGGUGCGGCCAUGGGUGCUGGGGGCUUCAAGGUUGUGGGUGGCUAUGUCGCUGGGGGGUCUGCACAGAGAGGAGGUGGAGUAGAGUUUGGCUACGUGGGCUUCGGUGGAGGAAUGGCCGGUGGCGUGAGCCAUGAAGUCGUGGCUCCCAUCACAGCAGUGACCGUCAACAAGAGCCUGCUGGCCCCUCUGAACCUGGAGAUUGACCCCACCAUCCAGGCCAUCAGGACCCAGGAGAAAGAGCAGAUCAAGACCCUCAACAACCGCUUUGCAUCAUUCAUUGACAAGGUGCGCUUUCUGGAGCAGCAAAACAAGAUGCUGGAGACCAAGUACAAGCUUCUUCAGGAGCAGACCACUUCUCGGUCAAACAUAGAUGCCAUGUUCGAAGCCUAUAUCUCAAACUUGCGCCGCCAACUGGACAACCUGGGCCAAGAAAAGCUCAAACUUGAGUCUGAGCUUCUUCAAAUGACAAAUCUAGUGGAUGACUUUAAGAACAGGUAUGAAGAGGAGAUCAACAAGCGAAACGAAUGUGAGAACAACUUUGUCCUCAUGAAGAAGGACACUGAUGCUGCGUACAUGAUCAAAGUGGAGCUGGAGGCCCAAAUGGAUGCGCUGUCAGAUGAGAUAGACUUUCUCCGUCAAAUCUAUGAUGCUGAAAUCAACGAGCUUCAGUCGCAGAUCAAAGACACCUCUGUGGUGGUGGAGAUGGACAACAGCCGAAACCUGGACAUGGAUAGCAUUGUUGCCGAAGUGCGUGCUCAGUAUGAGGACAUCGCCAACCGCAGCAGAGCUGAGGCCGAGUCGUGGUACCAGAACAAGUAUGCUGAGAUGCAACAGUCGGCGGGAAAAUAUGGAGAUGAUCUGAAGUCCACCAAGGCCGAGAUUGCUGACAUGAACCGCAGAAUAAUGCGGCUCCAGUCAGAAAUAGAGAUGGUUAAAGCACAGCGCAACAGUCUGGAAGCUCAGAUCACAGAGGCGGAGGAACGAGGCGAGGCAGCUGUAAAGGAUGCUAAACUUCGAAUUCGGGACCUGGAGGAGGCUCUGCAGAGAGCCAAGCAGGACAUGGCGCUGCAGGUCCGACAGUAUCAAGAGCUGAUGAACGUGAAGCUCGCGCUGGACAUUGAGAUCGCUACGUACAGGAAGCUUCUGGAGGGAGAAGAAGACAGGCUGGCAACGGGAAUCAAGACAAACAUUUCCAAGCACACGUCUGUGAACUUCAACACCUACGGCCUGGAGAGCUCUAGAACCCCGGCAUUUGUCAGCGCCACCUACAGCGGCGUCCAGGCAGUGAGCAGCUCCAUUCCAGCUCCAGAGGAGGCAGAUGUGAAGAGCGCUACCAUCACCAAGACAGAAGCCGUUGUCAUCAGCACCGAGGAGCAGAAGGAGGGAGAAGGAGAACAGGUAGCGACGGAGGUGCCAGCUGCAGAGGAGGUGAAGGAGCAGGAGCAAGUCGCCACUGAACCAGUGCUGGAGGAGUAAUGCGCGCGUCAUGGCCUGUCUACACGGAGUGAAAGUGGAGUUGAAUAAAUCUAU